AUGGACUUCUCCGAUUCAUUCGUACACUGGAGACGAUCAAGUGAUCAUCUUCUUUAGCGUUAUUCUGUGCUUUGUGAUUUCAACUAUCAGUGAGACCGUGAACUUGAAAGUAAUCAUGCUAAAAUUUGUGUUAAUAUCUGCCCUAGUGGCUGGAGCUUCAGCAGGUUAUGCCAGCAGUCAGUAUGCGGGAGCCGGUUACAACGGGGGUUUUGCGUCGCAGUACGCCGGUCCCAAUGGCGUAGGAGCCUCUAUUGGAUCUGGAGCCUUCGUUCCCGGAUUUGCCCCCUUCCAGCCGGUGCCAGCGUUCCCCAGCGCGUUUGACUUCAACAGUUUCUACCAGGGACUGCAAUCCAACUUUGCCAAUGUUGCAGCAUCUCAGGCUUACGCAACGGGAGGAGCUACGGCUGUUGCGUCGGCUUCGCAGUUUAGCUAUCCGGUGUAUCAUCAGGCGCCACUUUACGGCCACCAGUACCAACAACAGGUGCCUCAACAGCAACGCGGCCCGCAGUAUUCGCCGGCAUCUAAUUCAUACUAUAACACCAACUAUGGCAAUGGUUUCAAUAACUACGACAACGCCUAUAAUCUGUAUUCGCAACAGCUAGCCCAUCAGAAUGCACUGUUCAACCAGAUUCGUCAGCAACAGGCCUUUGCCGCUAAUGCCGGUGCAGGAGCCGCUUCAGGAGUCGGAGGUGGAUUUAGUUCUGGUGGUACCUACGGUGGUCCCGGAUACGCAGGAGCUUCGGCUUCCUAUGGACCAGGAGGAACUCACCAGACGGCCCACAUCUAUCCGCAAAACCCUCAAUCUCCGAACGUUGAUGUCAGCAAUAGAUUCGGAGGUACUUCACAACAGGGAGGAGGACCAGGAUUCGUCGGUGUAUCGAGCUUCUCGUCAUCUUCCAACAUCAACGGGCAGUCACAUCGUGAAGCGUCAACGACGGUGAAUGACAACGGAAAGGUCACUACUUAUCACGUGCGCAAUUAAUGUUCGCCAUUCUGGCAGAAUAAACGAGACCAGGAAUUGGGAUGACUAACAAUGGAAGAGUAUUAAGAAUGCUGCAUUUUCUUCAAUAAAAGACAAAAACGUCCAACGUACUUACAUUUUAAGAAUAUACUUGCCCAACGAGCAAUAUGUUUCGAACGAGACUUUUUGACAAUAAACAAAAUUACAACAAAA
Molecule: messenger RNA, 1174 nt
Organism: Aedes aegypti (yellow fever mosquito)
Lineage: Eukaryota; Metazoa; Arthropoda; Insecta; Diptera; Culicidae
Product: RNA-binding protein FUS
Exons: 7
Coding region: 116-982 (288 amino acids)
Source: RefSeq, a predicted model, not a curated record